Messenger RNA from Cottoperca gobio, 2296 nucleotides. RefSeq names its product matrix metallopeptidase 25b (gene mmp25b). The coding region runs from base 48 to 1808 and encodes 586 amino acids. The record is from RefSeq and is a predicted model, not a curated record. Lineage: Eukaryota; Metazoa; Chordata; Actinopteri; Perciformes; Bovichtidae. The transcript is spliced from 11 exons. Gene Ontology annotation, cellular component: extracellular matrix. Gene Ontology annotation, molecular function: metalloendopeptidase activity; zinc ion binding. Gene Ontology annotation, biological process: proteolysis; collagen catabolic process; extracellular matrix organization.
ACUCGCUCUGCUGUGAGUGCGCGAGGGCAGAGAGAGUUGACUGAUCGAUGAGCCCAGCCUUGUCCCAAGAGAGCCUGAAGCUUCAGAGGAGCAGCAACGCGACUAGAAUGGAGUUGGGUCUUCUGCUGUGGAUGCUUUUGACCUUAACGGGAAGCACAUCCGCGGUGCUCGAGCAGUACAGAGCCGUGGAUUGGUUGACCAGAUAUGGCUACCUUCCUCCUCCUGACCCGCGCACAAGUAAACUGCAGACCAAAGAGGGGAUUGAGAAAGCCAUCAGAGUCAUGCAGAGAUUCGGAGGGGUCCAGGAAACCGGGGUGCUCGACAGUGAAACCCUCAAACUCAUGUCUACGCCUCGAUGCUCUCUCCCUGAUAUCGUUGGGAAUGAGGACAUGCUGAGGAUGAGGAGGAGGAGGAGGAGGAAAAGAUACGCGCUGUCAGGCCUUAAGUGGCAUAAGACAGACCUCACAUGGAGUGUGCACAGCUACCCGUCGCCCGUCCUCUCAACCAGAAUGCCUAACAAUUUGGUGGACAGCAUCCUGACUCAAGCUUUUAAAGCCUGGAGCGACGUGGCCCCCUUGAGCUUCCGUCGGCUGCAGAGUGACAGCAGGGGGGCGGUAACUGAAGGGGACAUCAGAGUGACUUUUGCCCGCUUGCUUCACGAGGACGGGUACCCUUUUGACGGGCAGGGUGGCACCCUGGCCCACGCUUUCUUUCCCGGCAGGAAUGAGUUGGCGGGUGACACACACUUUGAUAAUGAUGAGAUCUGGAGCUACGGAGGUCAAAGCAGCAGCACAGACUUGUUCACAGUUGCAGUGCACGAGUUUGGCCACGCGCUGGGCCUGUCCCAUUCCUCCUCUGAUCCGUCCAUCAUGAGGCCGUACUACCAGGGGGCUGUGCCGGACAUUCCCAACUUCCAGCUGCCCAUGGACGACAGGCUGGCCAUCCAGCAGCUUUAUGGUGUGAAGGAUGGCCGACCACCAGGAGGUGUUGAUCCUGACCUCCCACGCCUGCCCAGUCCACCUCCUGCUAGACCAACACAGCCUUUUGAUCCCUCAUUGCACGAGCGCUGUCAGGGAGGCUUUGACGCAGUCGCAAAUGUCAGAGGAGAGGUCUACUUUUUUAAAGGUGCACACUUCUGGAGAACAAAGCGAGACAGGUCUUUGGAGUCCAACAAUCCGGCUCUGAUCAAAAACUUCUGGCUCGGCCUUCCGCCAGGAACAAACAAGAUCGACGCCGUGUACGAGAGGAAGAGCGACGGCCGCAUCAUCUUCUUUAUUGGAUCUCAGUACUGGGUAUUCAAGGACAGGGAGGCCAUGAGCGGCUACCCUCGACCCCUCUCCGAAUGGGGCAUGAAGACAAAGAGCGGGGAGCUGGUGGACAGGGUGGAGGCAGCCUUCAUCUGGGCCCACAAUGGCAAGACAUACCUGUUCAGCGGCGGGGAGUUUUGGAGGUUUGACGAGGGCCGUAAGGGCGAACAGGUGAUCAGCAAGCCGGAGCCGGGCUACCCGCGGAACAACAGCCUCUGGGAAGGAAUGCCUCUACACAUGGAUGACGUCAUCAGCUGGGGAGAAGGAGAUGCCUACUUCUUCAAGGACAACCUUUACUGGGUGCUGCAGAACCAAGAUGUCGUCACUCCAAAGUCCAUCGCUGUAGACUGGCUCAGAUGUCCAGCUCCGCCUACAACCUUCCCUCCUCGAAACCCAAAGGAGUGCAGCUGUAACUUGAACGGAUCAUCUUCAUUUCUAAGAAGCAGCUGGGUCCUCAUGAUCUCUGUUAUAUUGGCAAGUCUUGACUUUAUUAGAAAAUAGAUAACUGAGUGUGUUUUCUGAAGUGGCUGCAGGCUGUUUUUGUACUACUUCGCUUGUUCCACUGGAGGCUAAGAGAGGCUCUUUACACCACCAUACACUCACAGUACAUUACAACACACUGGCUGGUUUCAAAUUACAUAGUAUGGUCAUAAACUAUCCUCCCAGUGCACACCCGCUCUAUAUGCUGAAUACCCAAUUGCAUAAAGCCCUGUGAAUCCUCUUUUUAUUUAAAGAAGGAAAGAAAGUUUUGGUGACAUAGAGCCGACCCAUGGCAGUGGUAGUCCAUAUUUGAUAUGAAUUUGCUGCUGGUGGAUUCAUGAUGGACUCUGAAGGAGUUAUGUCGCCCUCUGCUGGUGGUUUGCAUUUAAAGCACAGAAAGAGAAACUUGUGAAUUUUGAGGUUUCUGUGUAAACUUGAGUUUCUAUUUGUACUAUUUUGUAAAUGAUAGUUUAUAACCAUAUCUAAUAAAAAGAAACACUGCUCUGGAA